Molecule: messenger RNA, 486 nt
Organism: Saccharomycopsis crataegensis
Lineage: Eukaryota; Fungi; Ascomycota; Saccharomycetes; Ascoideales; Saccharomycopsidaceae
Exons: 1
Coding region: 1-486 (161 amino acids)
Source: RefSeq, a predicted model, not a curated record
AUGAGAACCUUCAUUCUUUUUAUUUCCAUCACCCUCGUUCAAUUGGCCUCGGCAGCAUUUUUGGCCAAUGUCAACCUAAAGGAAAAGAGGUUUCAGAAAGAAACAGAUCUCGUCACUUUAUCACCAACCUCUUCAGCAUCAUUAUCAUCAUCAAUGGGAUAUACCAUGUCAACUUCUACGUUAUCUUUUCCUGUUAUCUCUCCAACCUUGAUCGUUGAGAAAGUGGCGGCCAAUGCCAACAGAAACCCAUCUACCAACUACAAGGUCAUCCCCUCUGCCUCAACACUUUAUCCAAAAUCUUACUCUUCUGCCUACAGUUUUACAGUCAGUAGUGAAAAGGCUGUCCAAACAAAAGCGUUUGAUACAAUCAACUUCAACCAAGGUCCAAAGUUAGAUCAAUCAAAACCCGGUGCUGUAUCAUAUACCGUUAGUAGCGUCAAUAUCAAUGUUAAUAAUGACAUCCCAGAAUAUGUUCUUGCGCUUUGA